GGCGAGAAUCUGAUUCGUUUUGUUUGGGCGGGUCGAUCUCUUUGGUUAUUUGUUAUCUGAUGAGGCCCUUUGGUUUAGAACUGAUUUAUCCAGGCAACUGUAAAACCAUUUCAUGUGAAUUGCCGAUAGAAGAGCUGAGAAGGCGCUUAGAUAGUCUUAGUAAAUCUUUGGAUAAUAUAAUCGAAGAAGAAAGACUACUUACAGAUAUCACAUUGGAUGCAGAACAAUCUCAAAAGGCUCAAAAUAGUGAAAAAUAUAAGGGCUUUUCCUUCUUUUAUCUUCACCAGAGUUCUUGCAGCACGGGACCAGAGAUAUACAAUUAGGAGUUGGGGUUUGUAUCUGCAAGCUUCUAAAGAUAUUUUGUCCACAAAAUCCACUUUGCGGUAUUUCAGACGAAAAAUCAAUAACAAAAGAUGUAUUAACUUUUCUGAUUGACUGCAUUGGAUUGCUUUCUAAUUUGAGAUCAAAAUCUGAUACAACCUAUUCUAAGCUUCGUGUUAUGCUCUACAUAUGUGCACAAACCGACGUUUUUAUGUGGUGUUCAGUUUUAGGGGAUGAAUCUGUUCUGUUUAAAUUCAUAAAAAUGGUUUUUUCUAUCAUCAAAAAUUUAGAUGUGUGGUCCUGGACUGAGGUUUCUGUUGUUCAUCAGAUGGUUCUAGACAUGCUCGUCAAAGUUGUCUCCGAUUCGGAGAAGUUUCUAUCUCCUGAUAUUGUUGCUUUCUUGCUCCAGUUUCUGAUAGAACCAGCGAAAAGUACUCAGCCAGCUCAACAUGCAUUCUCCCGAGAUGUAAUAAUCAGGACAGCUGAUCAGCUCGAAUACCAAAUCCAAAUGCUAUUGCAAAACUCCCUUAUUGUAGGUAAAUGCAGUGAGGAAAAAAUUAAAACUAAAAGCAAGCCCGUUAGCUCUCCGGAAAAUGUUUUGGAUGAUAGUGCAACAGUGGAUUUGGACGCGUUUGAUUCUGAAGAUGAAGAGGCGACUCCUGAUCCACUUGGAGAGCACGCAUUCCCAAUCAUUUACGCCUUGCACACAAUUCAGAACAGUAUUGUAGCUCCAGUUCUUCCAACCAUUGAAAUUAAGCUGAAGUCUCCUAUCGUGCGUGAAAGAAAACGAUCAUUCAGGCUACUAGCACGCUUGUUUGCAGAACCGAAUUCUUUACUUCAUAGAAGAAACCCGAAUCUUUGGGAUGCAUUCCUGGGACGCUUUAAUGACAUUGACAGUGAAGUUCGCAAGCUUUGCAUUUAUAUGCUGCCUCAACUUUUGAAGCAAAACCAGGAUUUACCACAAGAUCAGCUGUUGGCUUGCUUUCAGCAGCGCAUAUACGAUCCAGAUGAAGAUGUCCGAUUAUUGGCAUUGCGAACAAUGACUACUCUUAGCAAGCAAUCUGAAAGUGAAAUUAGUGAUGAUAUCUUCGAACUCUUGAAGGAACGUUCUAGAGAUAAAACCCUUUCUAUUCGAAAAGAAGCUUCUUCUGCUUUAUCAUCUCUAUAUAAAGGCAGUCUACAAUCAAGAUACUUGUCCGCUGCCAAAUCAUCAUCCGCGCUGAAUACAGUUUUACACUUGUAUUACCAAAAUUCUUUGGAUGAUAAGAUUAUUGUGGAGCGACUACUUAAAAGUUCAAUUAUCCCCUAUCACUUCGAAAAUUUAAUCCGUGUGCAAGCCUUAUUCCGCUGUUACAGUUUGAUGGAUGAAGCUUCGAUGAAGGUGAUGCAGGAAAUUUUUAAAACGCAAUAUAGUGCCCUCAAUCUUCUUCGUGGCGUUGUCAAGUUACUGAAUAACCAUAAUGAUAGUAAAAUUCCUCCUGAAGUUAACACUGAAAUUAUGGAUGUGAUACAACGUUUCAGCGCCUUGAUACCAAAAUCUGAAAGAUCUGUGGAACAUCUGAAACGUUUUUUCAAUCAAGUCCACAAAGAUAAAGCACUUCGAAAGUAUCUGCUUAAAAUGACAAAACCACAGAGUACUUGUGUUGAGGCAACAACGGCGUUGAGAGAUAUAUUAAAGAAAAUUGGUGCAAUAACAGGAACCGAGAAUAGUGCGAAUGAUAAUCAAAUAAAUUAUGCACGUGUUGUUAAAGUUUUACUGGAACGAUGCGCGCCAGUUUUAUUUGAUCGAGAAUUUGGCAAGGAAUUAAUCAAUCAACUUACUAUUAUUAAAGAAUCUGGUUCUUCGUCUGAGAAUAUUGUGUCCAUAAACGUUACGCGUUCAUUGUGCUUGUUGUUUGCAAUAUCGGUUUAUUUUAAAGAAAUACUACCAUCGGGUAAAGUAAUGGAUUAUCUACUCGGUAUUUUAUCCGAUGAAAACUCUUUUUCAGAUAAUUGUACUGUUGAUGAAAACAAAUCGAAUUCAGUUACUUCUGAUUUUGAUACCGAUCCGUACACACUACAAGAGAUGGCUUUAAAUAUUCUUUGUUGUGUACUUGGUGGUGGUCCCAGUGGUUCACUUAAUAAAUCUGAAUCUAAUGAUGCUAUUCAAAAGGUUUCUGACGAACAGUCAAUUCUUAAUUACACUCAGUUAAGUGAGCGUUCAGAUGAACUUUUACCAAUCCUACAUCGUUUUUGCUGCACAGGAAUUACUACUAACACUCAAAAGUCAAGUCAAAAUAAAAAUGUUACAGAAAAGUCUACUAAAAACAAUCAAAGGGCAUUGAGACAGGGGACGAAAAAACCUUCACUUGGCUUGAAUGCAGAAGAAAUUGCACAUAUGGGCCUUCUUUGGAGACGUGAGCGCCGUCGUUCCAAGUUGUCAGUGCGUGUUCUCUUUUAUUUACAUAACGUGGUACUUCACCUCAUUGGCUCAGAAAAUAAGUCGGAAAAAGUUGAUCUGGAUUCAAUUAAGGAUCAUAAUAAAUCAUCAAAUGAUUGCUUGUCUGCUGAAAUGAUAAGAUUGGUUUCAUUGGAAUCAAAAAUUAAAGGGACUCUGGAUGACAUUGUUCAGGUUUGUAUUUCUUGUCCAGUUCUCUCCAGCGACUACAUAACCUGCCUUACUUCAUUGAGUCACAUCGGUCUAUUGUUUCCUGAUAGCUACAAUCAUGAAAUUAAAAGGUUGAUUACGAAAUCUUUGGUACAAGUGUUAGCAUCUGAACCAGAUGAUAUGUCGAAUCCAGGACAUAAUGGAAUCCAAAUCAACAGCACCACAUCAAAUAUCUUGGCUGUUCAAUCUAAAUCAGGAGAAAAUACUCUAAGUUCUUGGUCUCCUGAUGGAUUGUUAAGCGUUUUGACUAGAGCAAAGAUUUGUGCUAUAAAACUCAUGACGAAUUGGCUAACAGGUUUAAAGAAUGAGGUGAAACCCGUUGUUCAGGUCAUCAUUCGCCUUCUUUACCGCAUAAUUAUUCAUGAUGGAGAUUUAACAAAGCAAGGCAAACUUUCGUAUGGUGAAAUGUCUCGCAUGCGCUUAGUAGCUGCCACUUCUUGGUUGAAGCUUGCACGUUCUCAGGCUUAUUUGGAGUGUAUAGAGAUUGAAUGGUAUUUGUCGAUGAGCAAUGUGCUAUGUGAUCCAUGUCCACAAGUGCGUUCUCAUUUUUUAACUAAGCUCAACCAGGGAUUAUACAAACUGCGCCUUCCUCUUGAGUAUAUGGCUAUUUUUGCACUCACUGCUAGUGUACAAGACCUUGCAUUCAAACAACGUGCAAAGAAACUACUUAUUGCUAAUAUUCAGCGACGGCGUGAUUUUUUGAACAAGCACCCUACAUAUUUCCGUACUGCUAAAAUCUUAUUUGCACUGUUACCGGACUAUAUCCUUCCAUAUGUGAUCUAUUUACUUUCACAUGAUUCCAAAUGGACUAAACUGAAUGAUUCAGAAAUGCUUAAUAAAAUUAAAAGUUCCCUCUGGUUUGUAAUGGAACCGAUAAUAUCUCAUGGUGACAACUUCAGUUUUUUGCGGAGGAUUAUUGAAAAAAUUAAGUAUGCUCGAGAUGCUCUUCACCCUGAUGAUACUAUUUCCAAUGAGAAACUAUAUACUGUGUGUGAUAUUUCUCUGGGAUUGUUGCUGUCCCGUUGUGUCAAUCCAACAGUUAAAGAAUAUCCAGUGGAUGUUAAACUACCUAAGACUCUUUUUAUACCUACACCAGCCGAUUUUCGUAAUCCCGAUUUCAAGCAAUUGAUGAGUAUGACUAUGGAGAGUAAAACAGAUACAAGUGUAGAUAUUGUACAUUCAUCUAUGGAGACACCGGAGACAUCUGUCAGAAGCAAAAUACAGCCCGUCCUACAGUUUACACCGAAAAAGCGUGUAAAGAAGGUUUAAUUCCCACUGAACUACUGAAAACAAAACGCGCUGGUAUUUCGAAGACAAAGACACAGGCAAAAGCAUGUAGUCAAAGUGAAGGGAUAAAGAAAGCGAAAUCUGAGAGCAAAUCGACGAAACAUGACAAUGAACUUUCAGGACAAGAAAGCACCGAUCAUAGUGAAGUCACAAUGUUGGAAAAUAACAAAGAAUUGGAAGAAGUAGUAGAUGUUGUGCCAACCAGUAUUUCAUCAGGUAUUGAUAUCUCAUCUAACAACAGUCCUAAAGACCGUAAUAUAGAUAGAAACGUAUUUGAAGAGAAUUUUUCUCCACCUUGUGUUCCUUCCAGACGGAAAAAGCGUCCAAAUAAAACUACACCUGAAAAUACUAAACGCUUACGCACCAACAAGUCACCAGUUUUCACCCCGCAUGAAAAUCAGAGCACACUUGAUUGUGUUGUAAUUAGUAAGGCAUCUUCGGAUAAAGGUCCACCACAAACUAAUAACACUAACCUGCAGCCGUCAAAUGUCUCACCACGUAAAAUUGAAAAACAACUAACUAAGGAAGUUUCAAAACCUCGUCCUCCAAACUCAAGUAAAUCUUCCAUACAAGCAACAAAGAACCGCUCUAAUAAUAUUAGAUGUGUUAAGAAAGAUACUCACGCUUUGCCAAUACCACCUUCGGGCGAUCGCAAGGUUUCGUUGAGGUCCAUCAAUUCUAAAACCGCAGAAGGCAUGGAGAAACUUACUAUCGAACGUACGCGAAACCCUCAGUCUGCAGCUAAAGCACCGGUCAGAAGUAGUGCGAGGAACUCAGUGCAACUAAAAUCUGGUGUUAGGACAAAACGACCGCCUUCUCGAAUAAGCGCAAUACUGGCUAAACAAAAGCUGUUAUCUCCUACUUGUUCAUUGAGUUCAAGCUCGACACAUAUAUGAAGGUGCUUCAGAAAAUCUUGAUUGUACGAAAGAAGUUUAUUCCCACUUUUAUUGAAGCCAGUUUCCACAAACCACUUUUGUACUUACAGUGUGAUCUCGAGUUUUAAAUCUACUUUAACUAUACAUCCUUUUCGAAAAAGUCUUAUCACCCAGAUCAUACUAGGAACCUUAUUCAUAAUUCUCUUUCUGUAAUUUAUACCUAUUUAAUGAUAUACUUAUUCAAACUUUUAACCAUAUUUACGAUGUACAUUUUAAAGUUCUUAUCGGAAAUCACAGUAUCAUUCUGUAUUUUUGAGGUAUUCAUUUUAUUUAAGAAUAAGGAAUCCUGUAUAUGAACAAUUAUUAAACAUUUGCCAAAAAGAUAAACAUAUUGUAAUCAUAAUGAGACGUUAUUAUGAUCUGUUAAGCAGCCUCAUUUCACAGUCUGUUAGCGCCCAUUGAUGGUCGACUAUCUCCAAUGCUUCCCACUCUGCUUUGAAGGCUUUUUGCAUAUCCUGUGGACCUUGCGGUGUAGGUACCUGAUGAUCUGAUAACAUUAUGGGCUGUUCGGCCGCAUUAUCCGAACCAAGUACUAAACCG
Molecule: messenger RNA, 5730 nt
Organism: Heterobilharzia americana
Lineage: Eukaryota; Metazoa; Platyhelminthes; Trematoda; Strigeidida; Schistosomatidae
Source: the annotation of a GenBank genome assembly